AUGGAUUUCAAGUCCAUCGCCUUAACCACUCGGCCACAACAACCACACUGUGUAAAGCAGGUAGUAGACCCUGAAGUCUUCAAACUCUUCUACACCUUCUGGAAGGAAAGUGAGGCGGAAGCACAAGAUGUCAACCUGCCCUCUGAGGUGGUCACCCAGCUGGACAACAGCGAAUGUGUCUACAAGUUGUCGUCCUGUGUCAAAACCUCUCUUGGUGUCGGUAAAAUCGCCAUGACGCAGAAACGUCUGUUUUUGCUCACUGAGGGGAAACCAGGCUUCCUGGAAAUCACAAAGUUCAGAGACAUAGAGGAGGUGAAGAUGGCCUCAGCUCCUCUCCUUCUUGGUCGUGUUCCCUCUCUCCGUGUUCUGAGCUCCAUCAGACCUGAUGUGUUUGAAGCUAAUCUGAAGACCGAGACCGAACUCUGGAACCUUGUGGUCAGAGAGAUGCGGGCUGGAUGCAUGCUGGCAGGCCAACAGAAGGACCCUGAGUACAUGACUCAAGCUCUGACCAACGUCCUGUUGAUGGAUGCUGUCGUAGGCUGCCUGCAGACUCAGAGGUCCAUCGCUGCUGCCUCAAAACUCGCUUACUUUGAUCAAGUCAAGCACAAAGCACCUAAAGCUUCCUCCGAGACUCUAAAGCACAAGAUCAACCCAUCACUGGGCUUGGCAGAGCCUCAGACGGUACAUGUGCUGUUUUACACUCCAGGGCAGUUAAGCUGCACCACCUCUCAGGGUAAGAUGAACUCCAAGCUGUGGGUGGCUCUCAGUGGAGGCAGGGUGGUGGUUUUCGAUGCAGCCAGCUGGUCGAUGCUACAGGAUGAAAUUCAGGUCGGAGAGUCCCAAGUGACCUGCAUGAUGGGGCUGGUCCAGGAUCAGGUGUGGAUGGGCUCUCAGGAUUCUGUUAUCUACGUCAUCGACACCUACAGCAUGUCCUGCAACAAGCAGUUGACUGAACACCAGCAUGAGGUGACUGGCCUCUCACUGGACUCCAGAGAUCCCAGCAGCAGUCAGCAUAUGUACUCCUGCAGCUGUGAUGGGACAGUCCUGCAAUGGGACUUGACCAGUCUGACGGUGAAGAAACAGUUCAACCUCGCCUGUGACCGAUUCUUCUCCAUACAGAUUUAUGGUAGCACCAUGUGGUGCUGUUGUGGCGAUAGUAUUGUGGAACUGAAAGAGAGUAGUACACAACAAAGGAGGAUAUCACUUCCUGAUGUCCUGCAGAGCAUGCCCAGUAGCUUCAGCUGCUUCAUCAUCAUCCCAGAGCGAGGACAAUUGUGUGCAGGCUGUUCAGACUCAGGGGAGUUGUGUUUCUGGCAGACUAACAACCUCAAACACCCAUUCAAAAAAGUCUCCUUGCUGAACAGUUCAGGAAUCACCUGCAUGAUUAAAGUAAAAAACCAAAUUUGGGUUGGCUGCGAUGGACAAAACGAUAAUGGUCAAUUGAGAAGCCAGUUGUUUGUGGUGGAUUUAGACAGCCUCACUGUGACAAAGGAGCUGCUUGCUCAUUCAGACCGCAUACAGACUCUCUGCUCUGCUGAAGAUCGUUACGUCCUAAGUGGCUCUGCAUGCUGCGAUGGCAAGAUCGCCAUCUGGAAAGUUGAGUAGAGGACAGAACAGGACAAAGUGUCACCAUACAUAAAAAUUGGAGGUUCAUGGGGAAGGUUUUCAUUGUAAUCGUCACAAUGUUGGAGUGGUAACACGGCUUUAUUUGUCAAG
Nematolebias whitei (Rio pearlfish) is the source of this 1716-nucleotide messenger RNA. Its product is annotated as DENN domain-containing protein 3-like. Bases 1 to 1605 code for a protein of 534 amino acids. Gene Ontology annotation, molecular function: protein binding. NCBI's taxonomy places the organism in Eukaryota, Metazoa, Chordata, Actinopteri, Cyprinodontiformes, Rivulidae. The transcript has 11 exons. Gene Ontology annotation, biological process: regulation of Rab protein signal transduction. The record is from RefSeq and is a predicted model, not a curated record. Gene Ontology annotation, cellular component: cytoplasmic vesicle.